Xylaria bambusicola is the source of this 915-nucleotide messenger RNA. RefSeq lists its product as uncharacterized. NCBI's taxonomy places the organism in Eukaryota, Fungi, Ascomycota, Sordariomycetes, Xylariales, Xylariaceae. The record is from RefSeq and is a predicted model, not a curated record. The transcript is spliced from 6 exons. Gene Ontology annotation, biological process: secondary metabolite biosynthetic process. The coding region runs from base 1 to 915 and encodes 304 amino acids.
AUGUCCAAGAUCAAUAUAGCAGUAGUUGGCGGUGGUAUUGCUGGAUUAGCUCUAGCUGCUGGCCUGGCUAAGAAGCUGCAUCUCAGUGUGCACGUAUAUGAAGCUGUGGGCGAGUAUUUGGAUGUCGGGGCGGGCUUAGCACUUCAUCGAAACGCUAUCAGGGCCAUGGCUCUUUUGGGGCCUGAACAUAAAGAUGAACUCGUAGCUAAAUUAGGAAGGGCGAAGGGAAGGAAGAGUGGCCCAAAAAUCCAACUCAAAUUUGUGACCGGUAUGUCUACGUUCGCCGACUGUCUCCUCGGGGCAGAUGGUGUUCCUAGUGUUACAAGAUCCUAUCUGUUAGGGCCCGACCAUCCAGCCACUGGGCCCAAAAACCACGGUGAGGAGGCGAGAAAGCAGAUUAACCCUACUUGGAAGACGUCUGUGCCUAUCCUGCCUGGGCCGAGCGGCCAUAUCAACUGUACACCAUUAAACAGGAAUACACGCCUCAGUGCUGGUGUAGCCGUUCGAGACGACCAUGAUCAUGCACCCUUCUAUUCAUGCAACAACGUGGCCAUGCUCGGAGACGCUGCGCAUGCCUCUCUACCCUUCGCGGGGAACGGAGCAGCGCAGGCGUUGGAGGAUGCAGCAGUUCUCAAUUAUAUCGUCACCGCGCAGCAGGCGUUUCGCCAGGUACGACGGCCGAGGAGUCAGUCUGUUGUUGACCUGGCGCGGAAGCUCGGGCGUGUGUAUGCCUUCGCGGAAGAUGGAAUGCAUGGGGAUCCGAUGAGAACGAAGGCAUUCUUCGCGGAGAUGGCCGCCUUCACCAACGACUUCGACGUCGAAUCCCAGAACCAUGAGGCAUUAGGGCCGUUUCGCCAAUCGCUCGAAGGCGACGUGGAUGCUCGAGUGUGGAGUCCUCCUGUACUGUCAAACUGA